GAAAGCAAAGUCCAGGCUGCAGGACUCAGGGCAGCCAUGGCCAGGCACUGUGGGGCAAUGGCAACCAGGAUCCAGGCAAGACUGAACACAGUCUGCUCUUCCCGCUGGCUGCAGGACUGGCAUCUGUCCCUGGGGCUGUCAGGAGCACGUUUGACCCACGCCGGGGCUGCAGAGCGACUGCAGCGGGAGUACGACGCGGUGGUGAUCGGGGCAGGGCACAACGGGCUGGUGGCAGCUGCCUACCUGCAGCAGGCAGGGGUGCGCACAGCUGUGCUGGAGAAGCGCCACGUGCUGGGCGGUGCAGCUGUCACAGAGGAGAUUGUGCCAGGGUUCAAGUUCUCCCGGGCAUCAUACCUGCUCAGCCUGCUGCGGCCACAAAUCUAUGCCGAGCUGGAGCUGCAGCGGCAUGGCCUGAGGGUGCUCCCGCGGGACCCCUACUCCUUCACCCCACUGCUGGAGGACAGGAGCCCUCCUCGCUCCCUCCUGCUGGGACACAACAUGGCCCAGAAUCAGCAGCAGAUUGCUCAGUUCUCCCACAAGGAUGCCCAGGCUUACCCUGAGUAUGAGGCAUUCAUGGGGGGCAUGGUGUCGGCCCUUGACCCACUGCUGGAUUCUCCUCCAGUGGAUACAGCUGCCCUGGGGAAGGGGUCCCUGCUGCAGCAGCUCAGGAACCUGCGAGCCCUGUGGCCCCUGCUGCAGGCAGGGCUGGCGCUCGGCCAGCAGCUGCCCCGCUAUUACGAGGUGCUCACAGCUCCCAUCUCCAAGAUCCUGGAUCAGUGGUUUGAGUCAGAGCCCCUGAAGGCAACUCUGGCUACUGACGCGGUGAUUGGAGCCAUGACUAGCCCCCACACCCCCGGCAGCGGGUACGUGCUGUUGCACCAUGUCAUGGGCGAGCUAGAGGGACGGCGGGGAGCCUGGGGCUACGUGGCAGGUGGGAUGGGAGCCCUGUCCCAAGCCAUUGCCCACGCAGCGACAGCCCAGGGAGCCCACAUCUUUGCUGAGAAGGCAGUGUGCCACGUGCUGCUGGGCAGGGACGGGCGGGCACAGGGUGUUGCGCUGCAGGAUGGUACAGAGGUGAGGAGUAAACUGGUGCUCUCCAAUGCCUCCCCCCAAAUCACUUUCCUGGAACUCAUUCCUCAGAAGCAGCUGCCGAAGGAUUUUGUCCAGAGGAUCCGGCAGGUUGACACACGUUCCCCCGUCACCAAGAUCAAUGUGGCAGUGGAUCGACUGCCCAGCUUCCUGGCUGCCCCCAAUGCCCGUGACGGCCAGCCCCUGCCCCACCACCAGUGCUCCAUACAUCUCAACUGCGAGAACACCAACCUCCUGCAUCAGGCAUUCAUCGAGGCUACCCACGGACACCCCUCCAACAGGCCCAUGAUCGAGCUCUGCAUCCCCUCAGCGCUGGACCCAGGACUGGCCCCACAGGGCUGCCACGUUGUGUCCCUCUUCACCCAGUACACCCCGUCCGUGCUGGCAGAUGGUCAGUCCUGGGACGAGCAGGCCAGAAAUGCGUAUGCAGACAGGGUGUUCAACUGCAUUGAAGACUACGCCCCAGGAUUUAAGGCAUCCGUCAUUGGCAGGGAUAUCCUGACACCACCAGACCUGGAGAGGAUCUUCGGACUGCCCGGUGGAAACAUCUUCCACGGAGGGAUGUCUCUGGACCAGCUGUACUUUGCCCGGCCAGUACCAUCUUACUCUGGCUACCGGUCCCCAAUUCCUGGCUUGUACCUGUGUGGAAGUGGAGCCCACCCUGGAGGAGGAGUGAUGGGAGCAGCAGGACGCAAUGCUGCCCAGGUGGCCCUCAAGGACUUCAGGAGCCUCUGAUGACAGUGGUGACACUGACUUCACCAAUACAGGCUUGUGGCAGCAGCAGGCCUCAUUGAUCCCAUGCAGAGCCCUGUCCAUCCCCAAAUUGCUUACCAGACACCUCAGAGCAGCAUCCCCAGAGAGAUGAGGGUGCAGUCUGGCAGGGUCCCCUGUGCUCUCAGCUGCUACUAUCUUGAACAGGUGGCUUCUCCCAGCCUACCACAACCCAGCUUUGCUGCAGUGACUUGUGCACUGUGUGACCCUGGUAAGCCUCACUCAGCCCCUGCCUGUGCCCAUGGAAAUAAACCUUGGCCCGGGCUCUGUCAU
This is a messenger RNA of Lepidothrix coronata (blue-crowned manakin), 2133 nucleotides long. It is a transcript of the gene PYROXD2, whose product is annotated as pyridine nucleotide-disulphide oxidoreductase domain 2. NCBI's taxonomy places the organism in Eukaryota, Metazoa, Chordata, Aves, Passeriformes, Pipridae. The transcript is spliced from 16 exons. The record is from RefSeq and is a predicted model, not a curated record. The coding region runs from base 37 to 1824 and encodes 595 amino acids. Gene Ontology annotation, molecular function: oxidoreductase activity.